Alternaria ventricosa is the source of this 363-nucleotide messenger RNA. RefSeq lists its product as uncharacterized. The transcript has a single exon. The annotation marks the transcript as partial. Gene Ontology annotation, molecular function: oxidoreductase activity. The record is from RefSeq and is a predicted model, not a curated record. Lineage: Eukaryota; Fungi; Ascomycota; Dothideomycetes; Pleosporales; Pleosporaceae.
ACGACGGCCGCCGGCGGCUCCAUCAUCAUCCGCUCCUCCAUCGCCGGCCUGCGCGGCUUCCCCAACCUCAUCUCGUACAGCGCCAGCAAGUUCGCCCUGCGCGGCAUUGCCCUCACCGCUGCCGAGGAGCUCGGCCCCCUCAACAUCCGCGUCAACACCAUCCACACCAGCAUCAUCCAGACCCCCGGCUACAAGGACGGCUGGAGCAAGGAGAAGCUGGCCGAGCUCAAGGAGGAGACUGCCCUCGACCGCUUCAGCAGCCCCGACGACGUGGCCAGCGUCGUCGCUUUCCUCGUCAGCGAAGACAGCAAGUUCAUGACCGGCGGCCACCUGAAGAUUGACGGCGGCUGUGUCGCUGUCUAG